Messenger RNA from Pseudopodoces humilis (Tibetan ground-tit), 11913 nucleotides. Its product is annotated as protein mono-ADP-ribosyltransferase PARP14. Gene Ontology annotation, cellular component: nucleus; cytoplasm. Gene Ontology annotation, biological process: protein poly-ADP-ribosylation; negative regulation of gene expression. Gene Ontology annotation, molecular function: NAD+ poly-ADP-ribosyltransferase activity; transcription corepressor activity. The record is from RefSeq and is a predicted model, not a curated record. NCBI's taxonomy places the organism in Eukaryota, Metazoa, Chordata, Aves, Passeriformes, Paridae.
CGGGCAGCCAUGGAGGGGCAGCGGCCGUGCGCCUUCCCGCUGCGGGUGCGAGGGGACUGGGGCCCCGCCGAGCCGCCGCCCGCGCUCAGGAAGAAGCUGCUCUGCUACUUCCAGAGCCAGAAGCGCUCGGGCGGCGGCGAGUGCGAGCUGCGGGUCGGGACCGACACCGGGACCGGACACAUCCUCGUCUGCUUCGCCUGCCCCGAGGUGAGGGAGCGAGUGCUGCGCCGGCCGCUCCACGAGCUCGUGUUGGGGUCCGGAGAGCGGCUGUCGCUGCAGGUCACCGCGCUGGCCGCGGGCGGUGACCCCGCGCAGGAGACGGGACCGGCCGGCGGGACCGAGGCGCCAGUUAAUGAAUCCCAGGUGUCUCUUCCCAUCCUCCAGAAUAAGAAAACUCCUGUGUUUACUCAGCGGGAGAAGACAGAAUCAUGUGAGAAACUGGACGCAGAGAAGGCAACCUCUAGGAAUUCUGCUAUAGUAGUAACUACUGCCUUUGGGGAGGAAAUAGAAGAUGAGAUUUUGGAAAUGUACUUUGAAAAUAAAAGGAAGUCUGGUGGGGGGGUCAUCGAGUCCUUUGCCAAAAAAGAUCAGCAAGUGAUCAUCACCUUUCAGGAUGAGCAAGAUGCUCAAGAAGUUUUGCAAAGAAAGCAUCACUUGGGUAAAAUUGAUCUGGUUGUGAAGCCGUGGCAAGUGGAGACUUCCCAGGAGUCAUGCCAAGUGGAGAACUCUGAAGGCUCCCUGCUUCCCACCGCAGUUGUGCUGGAAAAUGUGAAGGAGACAACAACAGAUUGCAUGUUAAUUUUGCUGGUAGAGAAUGUGAGCGGAUUGUCAGAGGAUGACGGUGACUUCAGUGUGGAAAUGAUACCUGAGUUAUGUGCUGCUGUAGUUACUUUUACUAGAAUUAUUGAUGCAGAGGAAUUUGCUGAAAAGAUUAAUCAAAACCACAGAGCAAGGAAACAAAACAUUACUGCACGGUGCCUUGAGCAAACAAAAUGUGUUCGGGCUGAAAAUAUACCAUCCAACACCCCCAGUGACUAUAUAACCGUCUACUUUGAAAAUGAGAAAUACGGAGGUGCGCGAAGGGUGGAUGUUCAACAGCUGCCUGAUGAAGAAGCAGCUAUCAUUACAUUUGGUAACCAAAAAGAUGUAGCAAAUAUCCUGGCAAAGAAGCAUUCACUCAACAAAACACCAAUCUUUGUCUAUCCUUACUACACCUCACUGGAAACGGCUCUAUAUGGAAAGGAAGGGCCACAGAUAAAGAAGCCAGAUCCAAUUACAUUGCCUCUGGAUCCCUAUAUCUGGAAUUAUUUGCAAGGAAAUAGUAGCUUAAUUGAGGCAAUAGAUCAUGAAAUGGCAAAGUGUAAUUGUGUGCCAAUGUGGCCUGAUGCUCUCUGUGCAGAUCCAAAAAUUACUUUGCAUCCUUCAGCUAUUUUUUCAGAGCGAAAGAGAUCAGUAUCUCAAUUGGCCAAGGCAUGGAAAGAAAAAGUUUCCACAGCAUUUUCACACAGCAUAUCAAAAUACAAAGCACUUCCUUGUCGAGUAAGCACAGAGGUGUGGGAAGCCAUUAGCAACAACUUUCCCCAUGAUGAUGUUCUGAUGAUUCCACGUGCUUCCAAGGAUUUACAUGUUCUAGUAGGGGAAAAAGAAGUUGUGAAGGAGGCUGAACAGGAGCUGAAGCUUCUGAUUGAAAAGGCCACCAGAGAAAUUGAAAGAAAAAAACAAAGAACUGAACUGAAAGUCAAGACAGUGAGUCCAGGGGAAUAUGGAAUUUUACAGGUAACUGGUCUUGAAGAAAAAUUUCGUACAGAGUUCCCGGACUUGAAAAUAACGUAUGAUUAUUUUCAGAAGAGCAUUAACCUAUCUGGACUGCCUGAGGAAGUUUAUAAAGUAAAAGGAGAAAUUCUUGAUUAUGUACACAAAAUGGCAAAGAAAACAAUUAAUAUCCACCCUUACAUUUUUCAGUUUCUAGAGCAUAUUGAUAAUGAAACUCUGUCACAGAGCCUGUUUAUAUCAAAACAAAUUUGUGCCUUUUAUGAGCUUGGUGUAGGAGAGAUCAUCCUGAAAGGGAGUGCUCCUGAAGAUCUUCUAAAAGCAGAGGAAGAAAUAAAGAAAGAACUGGACCAGAAAAGUAUUACUUUGGAGGAUGAGUCAGUCCUCCUGAAGGAGGAAUGGCAGAUGCUAGCCAAGGAAAACUGCUGUAAUGGAGCUGUAGCAGUCACUCAGGCAGAGACUCAGAUCAUGAUUGCUGGUUUUUCUGAAGCAGUAGCAAAAGCCUUUGAGGAACUUUCCAACUUUAUAGAUGAAAACACGCAGGUGCAAAGGGUCAUUGAAGGAAAACCAAUGGCAGUCAUAAAGUUUUUUGAGAAAGAGAAGGUCGAUGACUGGGCUGCCUUAGAAAAAAAAUGUGUGAAAGUUGACUUUAGCACACAGAAAAACUGUCGAGUUAUAUCCUUGAGUGGGCCGAAGACAAAAGUGCUGGAGGGAGUCAGCUUAGUUGAGGGAAUUCUGUCUGGCCUGCAUUUUAAGCGUAUGGUAAUUGACUUGCCAGGAGCCAAGGCAUAUAUAAAAGAGCAAGCACACCUUUUGGCCCCCCAUGUAAAACAUGUGUUCAAGUGUUUAGUCCUACUGGAAGAGCAGCCAGAAGAACAGCUGGAAGAACAGAAAGAACGUAGUAGCAGAGGCAAGCUCUAUAUGCAGGUGACCAUGGGUGAAACUGUAAUAGCGCUUUAUAAAGCUGACUUGUGCACUCACCCUGUUGAUGUUGUGGUGAAUGCAUCUAAUGAAGACCUAAAACACAUUGGUGGCCUUGCUGACGCCCUGUCAAGAGCAGCUGGCCCAGCACUGCAAGAGGAGUGCGAUGAGCUGGUGAGGAAGCUUGGGAAUUUGCACCCUGGUGACGCAGUGAUCACACGCGCUGGGAAACUGCCCUGCAAGAACAUCAUCCACGCUGUUGGGCCCAGGUGGAGCAAGGAGAAAUCAGAAAUGUGCAUGAACUUGUUGAGGAAGACAGUGAAAAAUUGUUUAAAAGUAGCUGAAACACACAAGCAUCGUUCCAUUGCUCUGCCUGCUAUAAGUGGAGGGAUUUUUGGCUUCCCACUGAAACUGUGUACUUAUUUGAUUGUGUCUUCCAUCAAGGAGACCUUGGAACAAUCCAAGGGGAACAGCAGCUUGAAGGAGGUUCAUCUUGUGGGUUUUGCACAGGAUAACAUUGAGGCUUUCAGCAAGGCAUUUAGAGAAGUGUUUUCAGAUUCUCCACCUUCCUACACGUCACUGCAUCAUAUCAGUACAGUUCCUCAGCCUAGGCAGAGGAAAACUUUUGAGCAUAUUAAGAACUUCCCUUUCAUAACAACUCAGGAAGGCCUUAACAUCGUGCUGCAAACAGGAAGCAUUGAAGAUGCUACAACAUCCAUUGUUGUUGUCAGUGUUGGCAAAGAUCUCCAGCUUGACAAAGGGCCUCUUGGUAAAGCUUUGCUAAGCAAGGCAGGGCCAAUGCUUCAGACAGAAUUGAAAAAAGAAGGUGGAGGAAGAACACCUGAGGAAGGAUCUGUGUUGAAAACGAAAGGUUACAAUCUGGCUUGCAGUGUUGUGCUUCAUGCUGUGGUACCUAUGUGGUCCCAGAAAAACACUCCUUCAAAGGUCUUGGGUGACAUAAUCACAAAAUGCCUGGAGAUUGCUGAAGAACUGUCUUUGAAAUCAAUCACUUUUCCAGCAAUUGGAACAGGGAAUUUAGAAUUUCCAAGAUCUGUUGUUGCUAAAUUGUUGUUUGACAAAGUGUUUGAAUUCAGUGGUAAAAACAGAGUCAAUUCUCUUGAAGAAGUUUACUUUCUGUUGCACACAAAAGACACAGCUAAUAUUCAGGAAUUUUCAGAUGAACUUGAAAACAGGUCUGUAGCUGUUAAAGUGCAGAAGCCUUCUCCAAAUGACACUAGCCAAAGCACAGCUUUUUCUGCUAUUUCUUCAACCUCAGCACACAAUGCGCCUGAAAUGACAAUUGGCUCCAUUGUGUUCCGGGUGGCAGAAGGUGAUAUUACCAAGGAGGAGGGAGAUGCCAUUGUAAACAUAACAAACCAAGCCUUCAACCUCAAAACAGGUGUCUCCAGAGCAAUUCUGAGUGGUGCUGGAAAAGCAGUUGAAAAUGAAUGUGGUAUACUAGCCCAGCAAACUGGCAACAACUAUAUCAUCACCCAUUCAGGAAAUCUGCCGUGCAAAAAAAUAAUUCAUUUUGUUUACCGAGAUGAUAUCAGGUCCCUGGUUUCCCAGGUGCUCCAGGAGUGUGAACUGCGGCAGUAUACCUCUGUCACCUUCCCAGCAAUUGGAACAGGAGAGGCACGCCGCAAUCCAGCUGAGGUAGCUGACAACAUCAUAGAUGCAGUAAUUGACUUUGCAAAAAGGAAUACGGCAUCAUCUGUGAAAAUUAUUAAAGUUGUCAUCUUUCAGCCACAUCUGAUGAGUGUGUUCCAAGCAAGCAUGCAGAAAAGAGAAAAGUCUACUGCAACACGAAUCAAAUCGUUGGUUUCCAAGGCAUAUCACAUGGGUAAAUCACUUUGGAGCUCUGAGAAACAUUCCCCAAAGGAAAAAACCAAAGUGGUUUUGGAAAAGAAAAUUGAUCAGGCCGUUGUGCAGAUUUGUGGUGAAAAUGAAAAAGAAGUGGAAGAAGCUGAAAAGUGGCUGAGAAGUGCAAUUUCAAGAGAACAAUCUCAAACAGAAAUUGUAGAUGAAUCUAUCUCUCAUUUUGGUGAAGAAGAGAGUGAAGAAUUAGAUGACCUACAAAAGAAAUUAAAAAUUCUUCUUGAUUUGAAGAGUACCUCUAUUGAAAUUUCAGGGGUUACAAAAGAUGUCUGCCUGGCUUCUUUAGCUGUUCAUAAAAUGAUCCUCAGGGUAAAAGCUGCUAAAGAGGUCCAGGCAAAACUUUUACAAGAUGCAGUUGAAUGGAAAUAUUUUGAAAAAGAUUCUUAUGUGCCCUUCAACAGUCUCACAAAUGUGGAGUUGGAAAAUGCUUACAAGGGAAAGCAGAAAACUACUGAAGUCACCAUUGGUGAGCAAAUAUACACAGUGGAUAUGGAACGUAAGACUGCUGUGGAUGCCCAGGGAAGACAGAUAUCCAUUAUCCGAAUUGACAAAUCUGAAGAUCAAAAGUCAACAGUGCUCCCUCUGAUGUGGGACCAUAUGGAAAAUGAGCGACUCAAAAUAGUGGAACUAAAACCAGACUCAACAGAGUAUAAAGGUGUGCAAGAAAGGUUUCUGCAGACCUGUCAGUUAUUCAAAAUUGAAAAGAUUGAGAGGGUACAGAACCUAUAUCUCUGGAAAAACUACCAAAUAAAAAAGUGUGAAAUGGAUAAAAAAAAUGGUGGCAGAAAUAAUGAGAGGCUUCUGUUUCAUGGGACGAGUCAGGAGUCAUUAAUCUUUAUUAACAACCAUGGAUUUAACCGGAGCUAUGCUGGAAUGCACGCUGCAAACUUUGGAAAUGGAACAUACUUUGCUGUUAACGCCAGCUAUUCUGCCAGCGACCUUUACUCCAAACCAGAUGUGAAUGGGAGGAAGUACAUGUACUUGGCCCGAGUCCUUGUUGGAGAAUAUUCUCUGGGGAGAAAAGGAUCAAUUACUCCAGCACAAAAAAAUAUGAGCAACUCUGUAGAUCUGUUUGACAGUUCAACUGAUAACGUGCGCCAGCCAUCCAUGUUCAUUAUUUUUAAUGAUAUUCAAGCUUACCCAGAAUACCUUAUCACUUUCACUAAGGGGAGAGAGGAGCGCAAGGGCGCAGGUGUGAAGCAGGGCCUCGGGCGGCGGGGCUAUCGCGAGAGGCGGCAGGCGAGGCACAGCCGGCACACGCUGCCGGGAAAAGCCGCGCCCUGCCGGGGAAUCGAAAGCGAUAGCGGCGGGAAGAGGAGCCGUCGGGCAGCCAUGGAGGGGCAGCGGCCGUGCGCCUUCCCGCUGCGGGUGCGAGGGGACUGGGGCCCCGCCGAGCCGCCGCCCGCGCUCAGGAAGAAGCUGCUCUGCUACUUCCAGAGCCAGAAGCGCUCGGGCGGCGGCGAGUGCGAGCUGCGGGUCGGGACCGACACCGGGACCGGACACAUCCUCGUCUGCUUCGCCUGCCCCGAGGUCAAGCAACGAGUUCUUGAGAAACAGUCUCAUCAGUUGCAUUUGGGAGGAGGAGAAAAAUUGAGGUUGAUUGUCACAGAGCCUGAAGUGGCACUAGCUACUAAAGAGGAGACAUGUGAAGAAAAAUCAGGACUCGCAAAGGCUUUGGAUGCCAUGAGUAGCCUUCAAAUAAAAGAUGAUACACAAGGCUUGAAGAAAGCAGUGAGUGUUGCUUCAAACAGUGAACUCCAGGAGGAGGUUGGCUCUGGAGAAGCCUCACCUUUGGUGGUAUUUGAGAACAUAGAGAAAUGCAGUCCAGACUGCUUAAAGAUGCUGUUAGAGAACAUCAGUGGCCUGACUACAGAUGCUGACUUUACCGUUGAACUGAUACCUGAAAUAAAUGUUGCUGUAGCUACCUUUAUAAAAAGCAUUGAUACUAAGGAAUUUAUCGAAAAAUGUUCACAAAACAAAAGAGUCAGAGAAUUCCAAAUCACUGCCAGGCUUCUUGAGCCAACACAAACCAUCAAGGUUGAAAACCUACCAGACAACAUUUCCAUAGAUUACCUCACGGUGUACUUUGAGAGCGCACGGAACGGAGGGGCGCCCGUGUCAGAUGUCCAGCUCUUCCCCGAGGAGAACUCAGCCAUCAUUACUUUCUGUGACCACAAAGAUCUAACCACGGUCUUGGAAAAGCGACAUUUACUGGAACAGACUCUGAUUUCUGUGCAUCCAUAUUACCACUCCCUGGGAACAGCACUCUAUGGAGAAGAAAGACCAGCUGUCAAGAUGCCAGACCCCAUUGAGGUGCCACUAGACCCAUAUGUAUGGCAGUUUUUACAAAAGCAUGCCGAUCUGACCCAAAACAUAAACCAGGAAAUGGCAGUUUGCCAUUCUGAGCUCAUAUGGCCCCAAGCAGACUGUGCAAACCCAGAAGUUAUGUUGUGCCCAUCCCCAUCUCUCUGCAAGCAGAAAAAGCCAAUGAUCAAGUUACUCAAGACAUGGCAGCAAGAUGCUUCCACUGAGUUCUCACGUAUCAUGGCACGUUACAUAUCUAUAAAAUGUGAAGUCAAUUCAUCAGGUUGGGAAGAUGUGAAAAAAAGACUGUCAGAAGAUGUUGGUCUGAUCAUAACUGAUAUUUCUGAGGAGAUGGUGGUGAUUGCAGGCAGCAGAGCAGCAGUGGACAGUGCAGAGAAAGAAGUGAGGGAAUGCAUGAAGCAAAGUGAACGGGAAAAACAGAGCAUUGAAAUUUCUGUGUCAGUGAUCCCAGGGAAGUAUGCUGUGCUGCACAAUGCUGGGUUAGAAGAGAAUAUUCAGAAGGAAUAUCCAUGCCUGAAGGUCUUUUAUGAUGACAAAAAAAAGACUGUUCAGUUGUGUGGAUUACCUGCAGAAGUGUAUAAAAUCAAAGCUGACUUAUUGGAAAAGGUAUUGAGUAUGCCAUGUACAUCAGUUACCAUUGACCCCCAUGUUUUCCACUAUCUCCAGUCUGUAGAUAAUAAACAUACAUCAGAUGUGUUGUUCAUUAAGGAAAAUAUUAAUACUUUUUAUGAACUUCAGGAUGAUACUGUGUUGCUAUAUGGAGAUGCUCCCAAAGAUCUUCUAGAAGCGGAAAAGCAAAUAAAAACAGGUUUAGAAUACAAGUGCAUCAGUGUGGGGGAUGGUGAAGUCUUUAAAAAGGAUGAGUGGAAGAGUCUUCUUUUCUCCUCUCUGAACACAUAUAGUUCUUCCAAGGAAGUUGUCAUCUCUUGGCAGUCUGUUGGAAAAGAAAAUAAAAUGAUUAUUGCUGGCUUUUCUAAGGCUGUAACAGAGGUCUAUCAGAGACUUAAUGAUUUUAUAGAUAGAAACACACCCAUUGAAAAAGUAAUCCCAGUUAAUUCAGUGGUGAUAGUGCAGUUUGUAGAGAAUGUGAAGUCUAGUGUUUGUGGAGAAUUGAAGAAGAAAGGUGUGACAGUACGUUUUGACACCAAGACACCAUGUAUUUCCCUGAGGGGACCAAGAGAAGAAGUGCCAGAAGCAUUCAUCAUGUUGGAAAAAAUGGUCUCCUCCCUUUACUCAAAAAAUGUGCUAAUUGAUAAACCAGGCGCAAAGGAGGUCUUCACUGAGAGGAAAGAUUUUUGUACUUUAGAAGCAAAGCAGAAAUUCAGCUGUUUCAUUAGGAUGAAGGAAGAAGAAGAAGAACAGAAGGGCAGAAAAACUGGUGAUAAGGUGGAAAGAAAGGUCUACUAUGAAAAAAAACUGCCAGGAGGAAUUGUGGUAGGAGUGUAUAAAGGUGACUUGUGUGACUACCCUGUUGAUGUUGUGGUGAAUGCAUCUAAUGAAAAACUGAAACACAUUGGUGGCCUUGCUGAAGCCCUGUCAAGAGCAGCUGGCCCAGCACUGCAGCAGGAGUGUGAUGAGCUGAUGAGGAAGCUCAAGAAUUUGCAUCCCGGCUGCGCAGUGAUCACAUGUGCCGGGAAACUGCCCUGCAAGAACGUCAUUCAUGCUGUUGGGCCCAGGUGGGAUGUGAAGGAAUCACAAAGGUGCAUGUUGUUGUUAAAAAAGACAGUGAAAAAAUGCCUACAACUAGCUGAAAUAUACAGUCAUUGUUCCAUUGCGCUGCCUGUUAUAAGUGGAGGGAUUUAUGGCUUUCCACCACAGAUGUAUGCAAUUUUUAUUGUGUCCUCCAUCAAGGAGACCUUGGAAGAAUUCAUGGAGGACAGCAACUUGAAGGAGGUCCAUCUUGUUUGUAAUUCAGAAGAAAUAGUUCACACUCUGAGCGAGACAGUAAAAAAAGUAUUUUCAGCUAAUUCAUUCUCCACAAAACAGCCGAUGCUGAAAAAAAAACAGAAGGAGAAUAUAAAAGGGGAUCUGAAGAUGGUUACAACAAAUGAAGGGCUUUGCAUCCGAGUGGAGAAGAAAAAUAUUCAGGAAGCCAUGAUGGAUGUUCUGGUCAACAGUGUUGGCACAGAUCUGCAGUUUGGUGUGGGGCCUCUUUGCAAAGCCUUGCUGGAAAAGGCUGGACCAGCUCUCCAAGAUGAGUUUGACACUGAAAAACAAAAUCAGGUUGCUGGUGCUGGGAGUGUGCUCUGCACCAGUGGAUGUGCUAUGGCCUGCAAGUCCAUCUUUCAUGUCAUACUACCCAAGUGGAAUGGAGGACAGACAGAGAAGGUCCUAGAAGAUGUAAUUGAUUUAUGCUUGAAGAAAACUGAAGAACUUGGACUGAAAUCGAUUGCUUUCCCAGCUAUUGGGACUGGAGGAUUUGGAUUUCCUAAAAUCAUUGUUUCUAAGUUAAUGUUUGAUGUGGUAUUCAGGUUCAGUAGUACUCACACUCGGAAGAAUCUCCAGGAAGUUCACUUUUUCUUGAAUCCACAAGAUACUGAUAACAUUCAGGCUUUUACCACUGAGCUAGAACUUAGGGCAGGUGGAAGUUGCAGUGCUGCAGCAGCACAGCCAAGUUUCAUGAGGCCUGUUUCUGAUGAACUGUUGAGAGUUCAUGAAAUGAAGAUUGGUUCCAUCACACUCCAAGUAAUUAGUGGAGAUAUUACUAAGGAAGAUACAGAGGUUAUUGUAAACAUAUCAAAUUCAUCAUUUGAUGCCAAAACAGGAGUCUGCAAAGCAAUUAUGGAUGCUGCUGGUUCCCAGGUAGCAAAUGAAUGUGCUCAAUAUGCUGGGCAGUAUCAAAAUGGCUUUGUUACUACACAGGGUGGGAACCUAUUGUGCAGUAAAAUCAUCCAUUUGAUUACCAAUAACCAGGUGAAGAGUCAGGUCUCCCAAGUGCUUCAUGAGUGUGAACAAAGGAUGUACAAAUCUGUUGCCUUCCCAGCUAUUGGAACAGGUCAAGCAGGACAGAAUUCAGCCAAGGUAGCUGAUGAAAUGUUGGAUGCUAUAGUGGAAUUUGCAAGACAGCCAUCAGUACAGCAUUUAGAGACAGUUAAGAUUGUGAUCUUCCAGACAAAUAUGCUCCCGGCCUUUUAUGAAAGCAUGAAGAAAAGAGAAGAUUCAGGUUCAUCCACAAGAUCAGAACCACCAACAGAAUCAUGGUUAUCUAUGUUUAAAUCCUUUUUUUGGAACAGAAAGCAAUCUUCUGAGAAGAAAAAGUCCAUGAUUUUGGAGAAGAAAGUUGAUUUAGUCACAUUUCAAAUUUGUGGAGAAAGCCGAGAAAAGGUGGAUGCAACUGAGUCCUGGAUAAAGGAUUUAAUUUUAAAGGAACAGUUUGAAAACAUUAUUUCAGAUGAGGCAAUUGAAAGUUUUGAUGAGAUGCAAAUUGCCAUUUUGAAAGAUCUCCACCUAAGAAAAAAAGUCAAAAUUGAGUUUUUAAAUGAGCUUUCUCCCCCUCAAAUUAAAAUUUCUGGUAUUAGCAGGGAUGUCUAUUCCGUUUCUCUAGAAGUUCAAGACAUGAUCCAACAAAUUAAGUCUACUGAGGAAGAGCAAUCCAAGGCAGAACUUCUUUCUAACCUGGUAGAGUGGAGGUAUCCAGGAAGCAACGGUGGCUUUGUUACUUUUGAUAAACUGACAAAUAUGCAGCUGGAAAAUGCCAAAAUGGCUAAAAAACUAUACCUGGAUGUCAAAAUUAAAAAUAAGAACUACAAGGUGGAUCUGAAUACUCUGAAGGCUACUGAUGACCAAGGAAAAACUGUAAAUCUUCAACGUGUGACAAAGGAUGAAGAUCUGCAGUCAAUAGAGCUCCCUAAGGAGUGGACAGACAUGCAAAAUGAACAGGUCAAAGUGGUGAAGCUCAAGCCAUUGCAUCCUGAAUAUAAAACUGUGGAGAAGAUGUUUCAGACAACAUGUUCCAACUAUAACAUAGAGAAGAUUGAAAGAAUACAAAAUCACAUCCUCUGGCAGACAUACCAACUAAAAAAAAAAUUCAUCUGUGAAAAGAACAAAAAUCAAAAUAAUGAGAAGUUGCUAUUUCAUGGGACAGCUGCAUCCUCACUGAGGUUGAUUAACUACUAUGGAUUUAAUCGUGGGUAUGCUGGAAAGAAUGCUGCAGCCUUUGGAAACGGAACCUACUUUGCUGUUGAAGCACGUUACUCUGCUCGGAAUACUUAUUCCAUUCCAGAUACGAAUGGCAAAAAGUACAUGUACUUGGCUCGGGUCCUAACUGGGGAGUACUGUGCUGGGAAAGAGGGACUAAAGACUCCACCACCAAAGAGCCAAACAGAUCAUACUGACCUGUACGACAGUGUGGUUAAUGAUGAGGCUAAUCCAACAGUUUUUGUCAUAUUUAAUGACAUUCAGGCAUAUCCACAGUACCUUAUUACUUUCAAACAUUAGAAUGACCUUAAUAGUCUAGAAAAUUUUAGUGCCUUCUACAUGUAAGAAUUUAAGGGCAAUUUUUUAUUCUUUUUACAUUUAGGUUUCUUCUUUAUUAAUCUAUCCAUGUGUUGAAAUGUGUCUUCAAAUUAUCAACAGAAGGACUAACAUAAGCAAAUAUUUUGGAGCGUGCUAUUUCAGUACUCAAAUUUCAAGUUCAGUUAUGCAGAGAUGUAGGGAAGAGCUGUGAGAACAGCUCUGACUUCUUCCUAGGCAAGGCAGAGGGGAGUGGUAGGAGAGGAAGCUGCUCUGCCUUACCUGUGGCCAGCAGUAAGAGGUGUGGGGUAGGUCAGAGCACCUCUGCAUGUUCCUGUUUCCAGUAGUCACCAUAAAGCACCUUCUUGUGAGGAUUUAUUUAAAGUUUCAAGAUCAUAAAGAGGGACUUUUAAUUUUUUUUCUUUUCAAUACUAAAGCAUUAACCUUUCUGUAGAAUCGCCAAUUUGUUGAAUCAGUUACAGAGACAUAAAUCAGUUCACAUGCUUAAACCAUUUGAAAAUUUUUAAAGUUCUGUAAGAAAAUUAAAUAAUGGCAUUUUUACAACUU